Messenger RNA from Durio zibethinus, 1739 nucleotides. RefSeq lists its product as uncharacterized. The record is from RefSeq and is a predicted model, not a curated record. NCBI's taxonomy places the organism in Eukaryota, Viridiplantae, Streptophyta, Magnoliopsida, Malvales, Malvaceae.
ACAAAGCAAACCUCUUUUUCUUUACUUCAAUUGCCAACUCAGACACUUUACUUCAGCCAAAACGUCUGAUCUCUCUCCUUCUCUCUCUCUUUGAACUCAAUGCAUCUUUGCGGAAUCUAAACCCCAUUAAUAAUUAAAAAAAACUGAAUGAUUUUACACAAAUCUAGCUAGGCAAAGCAGAAGCUUUAUCUAAAAAAUAUAACCUUUGUUUAUCUUAGCUCUCUACCUGUCACUACUUCUGCACCGUAAAUAAAGACGCCUCAUUAAAAUCCACUUGAUUGUUAAGAGUUUUUCCUUCAGUAUUUCCUUGUCAAAACAGUACUGAAAGAAACACACUUUUUUUCCUGUCAUGCACUCAAGCUUGUUCCUUUUUCAAUGAGUUGGGGUUGUCUUAGCUCUUCUUCUUGGGGGGUGAAUGGGGUGUAUAUUUUCUCAGUUGGCUGCAAAAUUUGCUUUCUUUCCUCCAUCUCCACCAACAUAUCAGAUCAAGAAAUGUGACAAUGGGAAACUCACAGUGGUUUCAUCUUCUUCUUCAAUGCCUAUUACUGUUGCUGAUGACACUUCUUUGGAUGUGCAUUUGAUUGACACCAAACGUGGGAACAAGGUUGUUGCUUUUUAUUUGAAAAGCCCAUAUGCACGCCUUACUGUGCUAUAUUCUCACGGCAAUGCUGCCGACCUUGGCCAGCUCUACGACCUCUUUGUCCAGCUCAAGGUCAACCUCAGAGUCAAUCUUAUGGGGUAUGACUAUUCUGGCUAUGGAGCUUCUACUGGUAAGCCAAGUGAAUCAAACACUUAUGCUGAUAUAGAGGCUGUGUAUCAGUGUCUUCAGACUGAGUAUGGAAUUAGCCAGGAAGACUUAAUUUUAUAUGGACAGUCAGUUGGAAGUGGGCCAACAUUACAUUUGGCAGCUAAACUUCCGAGGCUAAGAGGUGUAGUUCUGCAUAGUGGCAUUCUUUCUGGCCUUCGUGUGCUCUGUCAUGUUAGUUUCACAUUCUGCUUCGACAUUUAUCAGAAUAUCAAUAAAAUUCAGAAGGUGAAGUCCCCUGUGCUUGUAAUACAUGGUACAGAAGAUGAUGUUGUCAACUGGCUGCAUGGAAAUGAACUCUGGAAAAUGGCAAGGGAGCCAUAUGAGCCUUUGUGGAUCAAAGGAGGUGGUCACUGCAACUUGGAGCUCUACCCCGAUUACAUACGCCAUCUUUGCAAGUUCAUUUAUGAAAUGGAGAGCUUGACAACAGAAAUUCGCCUUAAUAGGAUUCGGCAGAGUCUCAGUCAACCAACAAGGUCAAAUACUAGUUCCUCAGUUACUAGUGACAGGUGCUGUAAGAUUAAAUUAUGCCAACCCAAAUGUCCAAAACCAAGAUGCGGUAAAUGUUGCUGGUGGCCUAUGUGCUCUUGUUGUUGGAGACCUAGCUGUGUAAACUGUUGUUGGAAACCAAACUGCUCUAAAUGCUUGUCGGGUUGUUCCAGCUGCUGCAUCAAAUGUUCACAGUGGAGAUGUUGUGUGGAUACACAUAAUCAGGUAAAUGGAAAGCAGCAGGGCUAAUGGUGAUAAAUGUGCUCUUUAUAGAUUACUCAACUUGCAACACCCCACCCCCCCUCUAAUCAUUGGCAGUAGUGUACAAAACAAGAGGAAGUACAUUUUUUCUGAUAAUUUUUAGGAAAAUUUGAUUGAAUGUUUAAUCAUAUUGCGUAUUCUUAAAAUUGUGAUUAAUUAUAAGCUGGUUCAAAAAAAAAAAAAC